Messenger RNA from Trichomonas vaginalis G3, 522 nucleotides. RefSeq lists its product as uncharacterized. The coding region runs from base 1 to 522 and encodes 173 amino acids. Lineage: Eukaryota; Parabasalia; Trichomonadida; Trichomonadidae. The record is from RefSeq and is a predicted model, not a curated record. The transcript has a single exon.
AUGGAGCAAGUCAAGAAGGGAAAGCUUAUUAUAAUUAAAAGAGAUCCUCCUAAAAAUAGAACAUCGGAUGAUUACUCUGAGUUUAGGAAAAAAAUGGAUGAUCGUCGAAGAAAAGUAGGAAAAUUAUAUUCAUAUGUUGAAAAUUUUCUAAAUUCAUUUCCCAAACUUAAACGUCGUACAGAUAUCAUGCAUCUUGCAAUAAAGAUAAGCGAACGGCUACAUAUUCCUAUAGACAGAAAUGCAAAGAGAUUAAAUGAACCAUUAAUAUGCUGGUUCUGCGAAAAUUGGUUCCAAGUUUAUAAGUAUAUCCUACCAGUAUAUAUUGAAAUGUAUGCUCAACCAGAAACUCAAAAUUCAAAUGUGCAAAAUCUUGGAAAAGAUCAAGAUUUUCAAAGACUUGAUCAAGAGAUUCAAAAAAUCAUGCAAGAAAUUGGUGAUAUGGAUCAGUUUAAUUUAGAUGAAAAUAUCGAUAAAAUUACAAGAUCUGUAUCAAGUGAUAUUCCAAGCCAGAAUGAUCAAUAA